Messenger RNA from Acaulospora morrowiae, 387 nucleotides. Lineage: Eukaryota; Fungi; Glomeromycota; Glomeromycetes; Diversisporales; Acaulosporaceae. The record is from the annotation of a GenBank genome assembly.
UUGCUCAUCCUUGGCGGAACAGAUAUGCAACAAUAUUUUGCACACAUUGGGACUAAAAGCGUGAAACCCAGACGUGAAUUGCACAUGAAACCCUCGAGCGAAUUUGAAGAUGGAAGCUUGUGCGUCGAACAAUAUGAAAUGCUUCCACGUUUCUUAAAGUUGACUUGGGUAAUCUGUCUUGGGGACCACGCACGCAUUUGCUUGGAUUCAUGUAGAAUCGAAUCAUCUGAAGGUUCCCGAGGGUACGGACAUCACACACAGCAACAUCCUUCAUCCUCAUGCAGUAAGGUUUCCAAGAAUAUGUUCAAGGCGCCAGGAUUGCGUUAUCAUUUCCCAAAUACGUCGUAUGUGCGCGUGAGUGUGAGAACGAAUGUUCGAUUCUCGUGA